AUGAAACAACUCCACAAGCAAACAAGCUUAAAUCACAGACGCGAUGAAGAGACCCAAUCAUCACCACCCUACUCACCCAAAGCCCCAAAGCACAACAGAUCCAUCAACUACCUCUUACGCGAACAGAGACUCCUCUUCGUCCUCAUCGGCAUCUUCAUCGCCUCCUUCUUCUUCCUCAUCCAAUCCACCCUCUCUCGCCGGACCACCCCCAACUAUCGCCCCUUCAUCUCCGCCGCCCCAUUCAGCCGCCACCACCACGUCGUUUCCACACUCCCUAUUGGAAUCGCCGGACGCCGCCUCAGAGUCGUGGUAACCGGCGGAGCCGGUUUCGUCGGUAGCCACCUGGUGGACAAGCUCAUUGGCAGAGGCAAUGACGUUAUUGUCCUUGAUAAUUUCUUCACAGGCAGGAAGGAUAACCUGGUACACCUGUUCGGGAACCCCAGCUUCGAACUCAUUCGACACGACGUCGUUGAACCCAUUCUCUUGGAAGUGGAUCAGAUCUACCACCUCGCUUGCCCUGCCUCACCCGUUCACUACAAGUACAAUCCCGUCAAAACCAUCAAGACUAAUGUGAUGGGUACGCUUAACAUGCUGGGCCUUGCCAAGAGGGUUGGAGCCAGGUUUCUGAUCACGAGUACCAGUGAGGUUUAUGGUGAUCCCCUCGAGCAUCCCCAGAGAGAGACCUACUGGGGGAAUGUCAAUCCAAUAGGUGAGAGGAGUUGUUAUGAUGAGGGAAAGCGGACUGCAGAAACCUUAACCAUGGAUUAUCAUCGAGGUGCUGGCGUUGAGGUUCGUAUUGCUAGAAUUUUCAACACAUACGGGCCCCGCAUGUGUUUAGAUGAUGGGCGUGUUGUUAGCAAUUUUGUUGCACAGGCUAUUCGCAAACAACCAUUGACUGUAUAUGGCGAUGGGAAGCAAACAAGAAGCUUCCAAUAUGUCUCUGAUUUGGUUGAUGGAUUGGUAGCUUUGAUGGACGGUGAACAUGUGGGACCUUUCAAUCUGGGUAACCCAGGGGAGUUUACCAUGUUAGAGCUUGCUCAGGUUGUGAAAGAAACAAUUGACUCAAGUGCUACAAUAGAAUACAAACCAAAUACUGCUGAUGAUCCACAUAUGAGGAAGCCAGAUAUUAGCAAAGCAAAGGAACUGCUGAAUUGGGAACCAAAAAUCCCUCUGAGAAAAGGACUUCCUCUUAUGGUUAGUGAUUUCCGGAAUCGGAUUUUGAAUGAAGAUGAAGGAAAAGGGGUGAAAUAAGAGAGAGUUACAAACCCUGUAUGUAUAUGGAGAGGGUAUCUCCCCUUCCUUUUUUUAUAAUUUUUUCCUAUCAUAUGCGGU
Messenger RNA from Abrus precatorius (Indian licorice), 1332 nucleotides. Its product is annotated as UDP-glucuronic acid decarboxylase 1-like. The transcript has 7 exons. The record is from RefSeq and is a predicted model, not a curated record. NCBI's taxonomy places the organism in Eukaryota, Viridiplantae, Streptophyta, Magnoliopsida, Fabales, Fabaceae. Gene Ontology annotation, molecular function: NAD+ binding; UDP-glucuronate decarboxylase activity. Bases 1 to 1251 code for a protein of 416 amino acids. Gene Ontology annotation, cellular component: cytoplasm. Gene Ontology annotation, biological process: D-xylose metabolic process.